GUUGGGGGGAAGGGGGAGAGAAUGAAUGACUUAGUAAAAAAAGUGGAAAAAGAAAAAGACACAAAACUGAAGCAGUGUAGUGUGUACUAACAAAGGGCACCCACCCCAUUGCUCGAGAAAACUUUGAAGUGUUGCUUUCAUGCAGUGGAAAAAAGACAGGGGAAACAGAGGAAGCAAAAAGGCACACCCCCCCCCCCCCCUCCCCUCACACACCCUCUCUGACUGAUUCCAUUUCUCUCUUAACCACGUAUGCAUGCAAGGGUCAUUCAUUCACUUCCUUUACUUCCAAAAGUGGGAGCAUCUCAAUCUCACUGACCUCAUCAUCUUCAUCCACCACCAUAUAUACUAUAGGCAUAUAUCAAAGGUUCACUUCUCCUGCUCAAAAAUAGAUAUGGAAUCUGAGAGGCCUAGCAGCACUAUUAAUGAGACCUACAAACAACAACAAGAACCAGAAGAAGAAGAUGAUGAUGAUUAUCAUAAUGAAGAAGAAGAAGAAGAAGAAGAAGAAAACAAUGAGAUCCUCAAGAGAAGAAUCUCCAACCACCCUCUCUAUGGACUGCUGGUUGAAGCUCACUUGGACUGUUUGAAGGUUGGUGACAUUUCCAACUUGGAGAGGGAGCUGAAGAUAGAUCAGAUGCAAGCAACGGAGAAGCAAAACUUGGGCAUGUUCAGCCAAUCUGAGCUUGAUCUCUUCAUGGAAGCAUAUUGUUUGGCACUUGGCAAGCUUAAAGAAGCAAUGGUGGAACCACAACAGAAGUCAAUGGCUUUCAUAAACAACAUGCAUUCACAACUUAGGGAGCUCACCAAGGCAACCUUGCCUGCACCGAAUGCUGAACCAGCUGCAGCUACCACAUCUUCUACUAGUGAGUGCAAAUUCAGAAGAAAGCCAACAAUUUAGCUUUUCAGUAUGCAUGGCACGCAGUGUAAUAUUUCGCAGCUAGGUUAUUAAUUAAUUAAGGCUUCAAUUAUUCUCAAAUUGCCAAAUCCCAUGCUUAAAGUGUACCUCAUUAUUAUAUAUAAAUUAACGGGCAUGACUAUUAUGUAUAAAUAUAUUGUGGUUAAUUAAAAUCUAGUAUUGGCUUAUUA
Glycine soja is the source of this 1086-nucleotide messenger RNA. RefSeq names its product homeobox protein knotted-1-like 1. Lineage: Eukaryota; Viridiplantae; Streptophyta; Magnoliopsida; Fabales; Fabaceae. Gene Ontology annotation, cellular component: nucleus. Bases 254 to 898 code for a protein of 214 amino acids. The record is from RefSeq and is a predicted model, not a curated record. The transcript has 4 exons. Gene Ontology annotation, molecular function: DNA binding.